Messenger RNA from Aspergillus calidoustus, 1296 nucleotides. The record is from the annotation of a GenBank genome assembly. NCBI's taxonomy places the organism in Eukaryota, Fungi, Ascomycota, Eurotiomycetes, Eurotiales, Aspergillaceae.
AUGGAAAGUCCUCGACAGUCAGACGCAAGUUCUCCUGCGGAGCCCUGCUCUCCGAUAUGCGUGGAUACGCCAGCAACGCAGUCGUCCGUCUUGUUUGACGGCAACCUUGACGAGUUACUGCGUAACUUCCCCCUCCGACAGUACAUCCUGGUCACUGGGGGCCUCGGGUUCAUUGGAAGUCACACGACAUUAGAACUGCUCAAGGCCAGCUAUAACGUGAUUGUGAUCGACAACCUCAGCAAUUCUUUCCAAAGCGUUUUUGACCGCAUCAAACUUUUGGCGCAAAACCACCAUGAAAAACAUGGAACGCAGAUGCCAGCCCUGCAUUUGGACACUCACGACUAUCGGGAUACCGCCGCCCUUAGGGGACUGCUCGAUCAGUAUCAGCUUCAGUCCAGAUGGGGCACCCCCAAAUCCAAGAUUGCUGGCGUCAUCCACUUUGCCGCUUACAAGGCUGUCGAGGAGAGUAUCAGGAGCCCGCUCAAAUACUAUUCCAACAACGUAAGCGGUCUCAUCGACUUCGCAUCGACUUUGGGCGAGUAUGGUAUCAAAACGUUCAUCUUCUCUUCGUCGGCUACCGUUUACGGGACGCUGGCAACAUCUGGUCUGCCGCUCAAAGAAGAACUUUGCGCGCACAAGGACGAAAACUUCCAGAACGCCGACGGGUUUGGCAUGACGGUCAAGGCUGGAUGCACCGGAAUCACGAACCCGUAUGGACGCACAAAAUGGAUGUGCGAAGCGAUACUCGCGGAUCUAGCAGCUUCUGAUCCAGAGUGGAUGAUUGUCGCGCUCCGGUACUUCAAUCCAAUCGGCUGCGAUGAGUCGGGCUUGCUUGGUGAAGAUCCCAGGCAGACCCCAACAAAUCUAUUGCCGGUCGUGGUAAAAGUCAUGACAGGGGAAUACAAGGAACUGCAAAUGUUCGGCACUGACUGGGAUACGGAGGACGGCACUGCCGUCCGUGACUUCAUCCAUGUUACCGACUUGGCCCGGGGACAUGUCGCAGCCUUUGACGUUGCUUUGGAGGGCAAACUGGUUGAAAAUUUCCGCGCAUUCAACUUGGGCACCGGUCGAGGGCACUCGGUGAUGGAAGUCGUCGAUACCAUGGAGAGUGUUUCUUCCAAGCGAAUCCCAACAAAGGCUGCCCCUCGGCGUCAGGGAGAUGUCGGUUCCUGCGUUGCCAUCGCCACCAGGUCGGAACAAGAGCUUCGUUGGAAGACUGAAAAGACGCUGAAGGACGCGUGCGGGAGCUUGUGUAAGUUCUUGGAAUCGAGUGGUUUGCAUCUCUCGAGAUGUUGA